Molecule: messenger RNA, 1167 nt
Organism: Cotesia congregata
Lineage: Eukaryota; Metazoa; Arthropoda; Insecta; Hymenoptera; Braconidae
Source: the annotation of a GenBank genome assembly
AUGGGCUCGUGUGUGAGUGUCAUGGGGUGUUUCGGCAGUCAGAGUAGUAAAGCUAGCCAGGAUGAUAGCAGGAAUCAGAAGAGGCGUUCAGACGCUAUUACGAAGCAAUUGCAAAAGGACAAGCAGGUUUACAGAGCCACCCACCGGCUACUGUUACUUGGAGCGGGUGAGUCUGGUAAGAGUACUAUCGUCAAACAAAUGAGGAUAUUGCACGUCAAUGGCUUUAGUGAAACGGAAAAGCGACAAAAAAUAGAGGAUAUCAAGAAAAACAUACGCGAUGCUAUCGUGACGAUAACAAGUGCUAUGAGCACAUUGACGCCACCUGUGACGCUCGAGGAUCCAUCAAAUCAAAGCCGAGUUGACUACGUGCUGGAAGUAUCGUCUUCCCCAGACUUUGAUUACCCUCCGGAAUUUUAUGAAAUCGUUGAGACGCUAUGGAAAGACCGGGGUGUACAGCAGAGUUUUGAAAGGAGUAAUGAAUAUCAGCUUAUCGACUGCGCUAAGUAUUUUUUAGAUAAGGUUGCCAUUGUAAAAAAACCAGACUACUCACCAACUGAACAGGAUAUCUUAAGAUGUCGUGUUCUUACUUCGGGUAUAUUUGAAACACGGUUUCAAGUCGACAAAGUAAACUUCCAUAUGUUUGACGUCGGUGGGCAACGAGAUGAAAGGAGAAAAUGGAUCCAGUGUUUCAAUGAUGUAACAGCAAUAAUAUUCGUUACUGCUUGCAGUAGUUAUAACAUGGUACUCAGGGAAGACCCGACAAAAUUGAGAUUAAGAGAAAGUCUUGAUUUAUUUAAAAGUAUUUGGAAUAAUCGAUGGCUUCGAACGAUAUCAGUAAUAUUAUUCUUAAAUAAACAAGAUUUGUUAGCUGAAAAAGUGAAAGCUGGCAAACACAAAUUGGAGGAUUAUUUUCCGGAAUUUUGCCGUUAUCAAACCCCAGUUGAGCCUGGAGUUGUUGCGGAACCAACGGAACCACCUGAAGUGAUACGAGCGAAAUAUUUCAUCCGAGAUGAAUUUCUUCGCAUCAGCACAGCUAGUGGAGAUGGUAAACACUACUGUUACCCUCACUUUACGUGCGCAGUCGACACGGAAAACAUCAAGAGAGUAUUCAAUGACUGUCGUGACAUAAUUCAACGUAUGCAUCUGCGUCAAUAUGAGCUCUUGUGA